Messenger RNA from Etheostoma cragini (Arkansas darter), 6384 nucleotides. RefSeq names its product protein phosphatase, Mg2+/Mn2+ dependent, 1Aa (gene ppm1aa). Gene Ontology annotation, cellular component: nucleus; cytosol. Gene Ontology annotation, molecular function: magnesium ion binding; manganese ion binding; protein serine/threonine phosphatase activity. Gene Ontology annotation, biological process: positive regulation of canonical NF-kappaB signal transduction; protein dephosphorylation; negative regulation of canonical NF-kappaB signal transduction. The coding region runs from base 438 to 1592 and encodes 384 amino acids. Lineage: Eukaryota; Metazoa; Chordata; Actinopteri; Perciformes; Percidae. The record is from RefSeq and is a predicted model, not a curated record. The transcript is spliced from 6 exons.
CACAACGCCAAAAUCGCUUCACAGCCAGCCCAGCGCCGUUCGUUCCUGGGGGCUUGCUCUGUGUUGCUCAGAAGCUAACGUUAGCUAGCAAGCUGUCAAGCUGUCUAGUAGAGAGACUGGGACAGACGUUUCAGCUUCCCCCUGGCUUUGCCACUCAAAGUUCCGGCCCACAAAAUUCUAAGAAAAUCUGUGAGAAUAUACUAAAGAUCGCCAUCUGAGAUAAUGUAAUGCAUCACGGGCGUACGCAAAGAGGGACCUCCGCACUUACACCAUUUGUAUGCUAACUGGCUAGCUAGCAUAGCUAACCCGUCGCGACCCCUCUAGUUUCGUCGGUGUACCGUGUCUGGUGCGAACUUAGUCCAGUCAGUCCUUGUCACUGUCACAGCUUCCGUUGUUGUCAACUAGUAUUUUGGAUAUUUGGUCUUAAAAGGGACACAAUGGGUGCAUUUCUGGACAAACCAAAGAUGGAAAAAUACAAUUCCCACGGUGAGGGUAACGACCUGAGGUAUGGGCUAAGUAGCAUGCAGGGUUGGCGGGUCGAAAUGGAAGAUGCACACACAGCAGUAAUUGGUCUGCCUCAUGGUCUCGAUCCCUGGUCGUUCUUUGCCGUUUAUGAUGGCCAUGCUGGCUCUCAGGUAGCUAAAUAUUGCUGUGAGCACUUGCUGGAGCACAUCACCAGCAACUCAGACUUCCAGAGUGCUCUGCAGGAGGAUCCCUCUGUUGAUAGCGUGAAGAUUGGGAUCCGCACAGGAUUCCUGCAGAUUGAUGAACACAUGCGAACCAUCUCUGAGAAGAAACAUGGUGUGGACCGCAGUGGUUCCACCGCAGUGGGAGUGAUGAUUGCUCCGAGCCAUAUCUACUUUAUCAACUGUGGCGACUCACGUGGACUCCUCAGCCGGGGCGGAGCUGUGCACUUCUUCACACAGGAUCACAAACCCAGUAACCCUUUGGAGAAAGAAAGGAUCCAGAACGCCGGAGGCUCAGUCAUGAUCCAGCGAGUGAAUGGGUCCCUGGCUGUGUCUCGGGCUUUGGGAGACUUCGACUACAAGUGUGUACAUGGAAAAGGCCCGACAGAGCAACUUGUGUCUCCUGAGCCUGAAGUUUAUGCAAUAGAGAGAUGCGAGGGGGAAGAUGAAUUCAUUAUAUUAGCUUGUGAUGGCAUCUGGGAUGUCAUGGCCAAUGAGGAACUGUGUGACUUUGUCAGAUCAAGGCUAGAGGUGACAGAUGAUCUUGAAAGAGUCGCCAAUGAAAUUGUUGACACCUGCUUGUACAAGGGGAGUCGUGACAAUAUGAGUGUUGUAUUAAUCUGCUUUCCUGGCGCACCAAAGGUAUCUCCAGAAGCAGUGAAACGGGAGGCUGAGCUGGAUAAAUAUCUAGAGGGCAGAGUAGAAGAGAUCAUCAAAAAGCAGGGGGAUGAAGGUGUCCCGGAUUUGGUCCAUGUUAUGCGGACGUUAGCAUCUGAGAGCAUCCCUAACCUCCCUCCUGGAGGAGAGCUGGCAAGCAAACGGAGUGUUGUUGAAGCAGUGUACAACAAACUCAACCCCUACCGAAGCGAUGACACAGACUCUGCGUCCACAGACGACAUGUGGUAACACAACCUCCUACCACUAACACAGCAUAGAGUUUACAAACCACCAUCCUCUCAAGACCCACAGCAGCUCAGCUCAGCAGUCUGUCUCUCCGUCACUCUGAGCUUUCGGUUUCUAAGAAGGGAAUUUCAUGGGAGGAGGAAGAGGAGGAAGAAGAGGAAGAGGAUUUGCAUGCACACAAACCUGGAAUAGUGCAGCACCAAUCCACUCUGGAGUUCAGGAUCCCCACUGUCUUGCCUCCCCCUUUAUGUUCACCCACCCUAAUACUCUCCUCUAAAGUAAUCCGUAACAAUUGAGUCCCCAAGGUUUUCUUUCUUUUUUGUUAAAUAAUCAGCUUAAGUAGUGAGAUUUUUUUGCUGUAAUUAAUUUGAUUCACAUUUCCUUGUGUGUGUUUGUAUAUUUCUGUUUUUGUGAAGUGCAAUUGUCCUGUACAAACAGCCUGUAUGUAAUGCAGCUUGAUUUUAAGUUAAAAAAAAAAGAAAGAAAUGAAAAAGAGAACCUUUUAUGCACUAUCUGCCUUUUCCUGCUCUUCUGGAAUUGUAACAAAUGUCUAUUCAGUGAAUAUUACUGCUUGUCCUCACAAGACAUGGCACAAUGUCUGCGCUUUUACUUUCCUUUUUUCAGUUAGUCUUUGCUCCUUUAAAAAAAAAAAAAAAAAAAACACAAACAAAAAAAACGGGUAAAUUGUAUAGUUGACAGCACAGUAAGCUCUCUAUCGAACCAUUUAAAUCCUAAUUAUUUUCCCUGUGCUUUUUUAUUGUAUUUUAUUUUUGUAAGUGGUUUUCUGUACAUGCUCAAAUAUUAAUGGCAAAGUGUUUCUCGGUCAUUUUGGAAGUUUGACGUGAAUUAUUUUUAUUUCUUCUAAGGCAUCUGAUGAAAAUUGACCCCUGUUAACACAUUUGUCUGUGCGAAUAGAUACUUACAAGCGUGCGUGGGUGCUUGUGUGUAUGUAUGUACGCACGUGUGUCAGUGUAAAGGCAGAUCUGUAUGUGCAACUCUAAUUUAAAUUUGCUAUGGGGUUCAGACAACAGACCAAGCUGGAGUUAAAGGGAAUUGCUUUCCCACUGCUUACCCAUUGUCAGCCCUUUUUUUCAGCCAGUGUUCCAUAUCAUCCCAAUAUAGGCGUUCACUACUUCUUAUUCCUGAAAAACUUUGGAUAACAGAGUUUAAAUGCUGUUACACUAUUUGAACAACAUAAAGCUAUAUUUCAGAAUUAUACAUUAACCUGAGAUGACAUAAACAGUUCAAUUUACCCAUGGUGCAUUGCAUUAGUUUACACAUCUAGUGUGUCAUAUUUAAAUAUCUGUUUCUAAACAUGCAUUGUUACCAGUGCCCAUAGGAUGUGGGUGCCAUAUGAUUUAUAAUCUCUUGUUUCAGCUUUAUGACAGCCUAUGCCAAGUUUCUUUUUCAUGAGAUUCAGUGUUUGUAUGUGGUACAGAUAGAGUUUCAGCCUUUACCUUUUAACAUCUGAUCAUUUGACUGAUGUGAACAGUUUAAGCACUGACUAUUUUAGAGAAAAUCACCCACUACCAGUCUGAUGAUAGGACGAACUGUUGACUCUAAAACUUACACGGCUGUUUUUAUUCUUCACAUGGUCUUUAGUAAAACAUUCAAAACAAGAACAAAUCUGCUAACCGUAAUGAGUUUUCAUGGUUGUAUAGCACCUUUUUAUUCUCGUCGGGUUUGCUCUGCCUAAAACCCUCCCUCACGGCACCACAAGCUAGCACAAUACAGUUUGCUGCUAUAGUGUAUGAUCUGUGGGUUAAUUUCCCCUCUGAAAAGAUAGUAGCCCCUGACUAAAUCUGUAUAUAACACACACACACACACACACACACACAAACAAUAUAUUUCUUGAAAAGAAAUGGUUUUAUUUCAGAUUUAUUUUCUGCCUUUUUUUGUCUAAAAUUGCAUUGUUGGAAAUUUAUGUAUGUAUAUAUUUUGGAUUUAAACUUUCAAGGAAUAAAUCAUGCCGCUUGAGUUAGUUUUUUGCCAUGGACAAAAUAUGAUUCUGGUUUGUCUUGGGAUGGUUAGUUGAAUAUUUCUGUUUUGGUAAACAAGGGUUUCCCCUUGGGUUUCUAAUCACUUUGAUGAUCAGCAGUUUAAUUUACAUAAUACACAAUAAUGUGCUAAAUUUGUUGCUCUUUAUCAAAAUGACAAUCUAACUAUUUCAUUGCAUUUGGGUGCAGAAAAUUAUUAAAUCUUUAAUAAAAUGGACUAAUCCUAAAUUAGCUGCUUUCUAAUAUGCUUUAGUUACGAAAAGGCCAAAGACACUCACAUUUUGUAGUAGCAGGUCGAUAUCACAAGAAGUAACAACAUAAAGGAGAACUGGGCUGUAACCCUGUAAAAGAUCUUAAGAAUGUAAAGCUAUAAGAGAGUGAUGUUAACUUUAUUCAGAGAUUUCAUUUGCUGUUAACUUUUAAAGGUACUCUGGAGUUUUUGACCACUUGUGAUGGUGUACAGAAAUAUUGUGAUGAGCACUUCCUCGUUCUACCAGCAUGAGCAUAAGGGUGAACAUGACUGAAGGGGGCAGUAAUGUGUAUCAACAGAUGGUUGGUUGGUUGGUACCGAAGCAUAGUAGACUAUAAGACUGCAAGCUGAUGUAACAAGUGUAGGCUUCAAAAAUGAAGAAACCCAUUGAAAAUCUUUGACAUAUUUAAUAGCAUUAGUCAUGAUUGUUAGGCCUUAAAGACACGCGCUAUGCAUUUUGGUACGAAAUGUUGAAUGUAAAUCUAACUGUGUCUACGGUGGAAACUCCAUAGGGUACCUUUAAAUGUUCAGUCGCCCGAGAAAUGACAUGAAUUACAACUUAGUCAUAAUUCAGUAGAUUUCUUUGUGUUUGCAUGAAAAUGUGGUUUUACUGAAUAUUCCCUCAAAAAAGCAAAAACCUAAAAUGCAACAAAAAAAACUACUGUAAAAACAUUUUUCAAUUCACGUUUUUUGAAAUAACAGUAUUGUAUUUCUACCACAAUACUUAUACCUACUGUGCUCACAUGUAAAAUGUAAACUCUUCACGUCAGUUUAUUCACUAUGUUAGAGAAAAAGGCAUAUGUAUAAAGAUACUGUAUUGCUUAUAUUUGGUAAGUGAGUGCACUUAAUGUCUCUCAUAACAAAUAGUUUCAGCACCCAGCUGCAAAUCUGGUAGGUGCUGAAGACUCUUAAAGCAACAUUUCAUGCAAUUUUUAACAUACAAUAUUUGUUUGCAUCUCAAGGCCAUCAGCGCCCCCCGGACUGUCCUGCAUUGGCCCAGAGAUUUACAAUUCAGGAUGUGGCCCUUAAAUGAUGCGGGUUACCUACACAUUUGUACCAACCACAAAAGGAAAAAUGAGCUUUUUAGUAUUCAAAAUUGCUGUAGCUAAAAUGUAAGCAGAUAUUGGCAGCGGCCUUGCUGCGAUUUGUCACAUUUGUGAGUUUGUUUUAGUCAUGUACAAUUUCUAUCAUUGUAUCCCUGUUAGACCCUCAUGGCCAACAAAAAAAUGAACAAAAAAAAAGGUUUCCCAAGAGUCUAUUGUCCUUGUUUUAAUUUUUCACUAACUAAAAUACCUCAUUACAUGAAUAGGAAGUGUUUUUGUCUUAGGUUAGAUCCAAACUUGCUCCGGCCCCCCUCAAAACACCCUCAACUUCUUACCUGUGUUAUUUCACCAAUUUUUGUGUGAUGCUCAUUUAGCUCAAUCUAGAAUUGUAUGGAGGGUUCAGGGUUUUAGAAAGGUGAGUUGUUUGAGAAGUGACUAAAUGACAAAAGUCAUUUGCACUAAUCAUCUGUAUAAUCAGCGUGUUUUUAUUUUUUAUUUUAAGAAAUUGUUAUUGUAGAAAAAACAUUAUAAAGCUAUUUACAGAGUUACCUUUGGUUGCCUGGAAUGCAUCCUGUAUAUUCUUGUACGGAGCACUACUUGGCAGAUGUUGAAGAGAUUUAAAUGCUUGCGUCCUCUUGUACAUAUUCGUGUACCUUGGUUGAGGCGCUUACUGUGUGACCCUUCGCAGUGGUGGUUUAUUUGUCCCCUUACAGGGCGACCUGAGCCUCACUUUGCGGACAUUUUUCAGCUCAUAAAUAAGCUCACCGAUUUGCCUUACCCAAUCUCAUGUUUCCCCCCUAAAGUACUUGUUCAACAAAAUGCUAUGAGGAGUAAUAUGUUGUUCACAUUACACUCUUAUAGAUUCAAAACUGUCCCUAUCUUAGGGUACGUAAGCUAUCAACAAAAUGACUUUGUCCUGGUUGUUACAUGGUACAACUUUUUAACCAUCACUGGUUAAAACUUUUUAAACUACUCCCCCCCCCCCCCAUAUUACCUUAUUGAAUCUCGGUCUUGAAAGCUUAUUUAAUUUUUCACUGCAGAUGAUGUCAUACUUUUAACUAAUGCAAACGUUUUAACAUGGUAACCUCGUAAGCAUUCAAAAUGUGCAUACAUACAUUCAUGUCUGCUUUAUUUAUGAUUACAUUAAAGAAUAGCUUUAGAGUGCUGUAGAUAAGUAUUGUCAAUGUUGAUUCAAAUGCUUCUCAGAGGUCUCUGUGAGUGAUUUAAAAAAGUUCAAUAACUGUAUAUUUUGUAUUAAGUUCUAGCUCCAAACGAAUGGCAGAAAAAAAAUGUUUAAAAAAGCUUUGUUCCCUAAACUAAAUUGUACUAUUUGUGUUGUCGAUUGAACAAAUUGCAUUCCUUGCUUGUGAAUUGAUGCAUCUCUCUCCCUGCUCCUUACAUCUUCUCCCCUUCUUUCCCUUUCUUUCUUUUUUUAGCCUUUAAAGUUUGAAUAAAAUUUCUAGUUUGCAGAAUGUAUUACUAAAUAAAUGGGUUGUCAUCUUGUA